UUUUUUUUCUUUUUGGUGUGUUAAAUGCAUGGGUUUCAACCUAUGUUUCUCCCUCCCCAUCAACCUAAGACAUAUCCUCUAGCUACCACUUCAAUGGGGAUGACCUCUUCUCUCCUCUGUGAGACUGUAUCACAGAUACAUCCCAGCUCUGCUUUGACACUGGCCUCCUAAUAGGUCUCUACACAUUUUACUGCUGGCUCAGCCUAUUCAUAACUGGGGUUGGGGGGAGGAUAGAAUUUGGGGAUAAGAGUGGGGUUUGGCUGCAUCAACUUGCAUCUCCAGUCAUGAAUAGCAGAGAAGAGGCGGGGCUCAUGUGUAAUAUAGCAUCAGGGGCAGGGGUUGCUUAUGUAACUAGGACAGCAGAUUUAGCAGGAGGAGAGGAGGCAGAGGCUUUGGAUGGGAACAGUGAGCUGUCGGCAGGGGCAACAUGCCCCGGUGGCUACUUCUCAUAAGCAGGGUGACAGCAUCCGGGGUCCCUGGGUCCGAGGCUGGAAGAGCCUCUGGUCAGGUGUGGGGACUACCAGGUCAGGUGUGGAAGAGCUGUGGGGACUACGGGGGCAUCAGUACCUACACCAGGAGUCCUUGGAACCGGCCCCUUUGCUAACAGAGAAGCCUCUGUCUGAGUGGCCAGUGCCUCAGUUCGUCAACCUUUUUCUGCCGGAAUUUCCCAUUAGGCCCCUCAGGGGGCAUCACCAGCUGAAGAUUUUAGGCCUUGUAGCUAAAGGCUCCUUCGGAACAGUCCUCAAGGUGCUAGACUGUGGCCAGAAAGCAGUAUUUGCAGUGAAGGUGGUGCCCAAGGUAAAGGUCCUACAGAGGGACAUCCUGAGGCAGUGCAAAGAGGAGGUUAGCAUCCAGCGACAGAUCAACCAUCCUUUUGUACACUGUUUGGGGGACAGCUGGCAGGGAAAACGGCACCUCUUCAUUAUGUGCAGCUACUGCAGUACAGAUCUGUACUCCCUGUGGUCCUCUGUUGGCUGCUUUGCUGAGGCUUCCAUCCGCCUCUUUGCUGCUGAACUGGUUCUGGUGCUAUGCUAUCUCCAUGAUUUGGGCAUCAUCCAUCGGGAUGUGAAGAUGGAGAAUAUCCUUCUGGAUGAACGAGGCCAUCUGAAACUGACAGACUUUGGUCUGUCCCGCCGCCUGUCCCAGGGAACCCGAGCCUAUACUAUCUGUGGCACUCUUCAGUACAUGGCCCCAGAGGUCCUGAGUGGAGGGCCUUACAACCACGCUGCUGAUUGGUGGUCCUUGGGUGUCUUGCUUUUCUCUCUGGCAACUGGGAAGUUCCCAGUGGCUGCAGAGAGAGAUCAUGUGGCCAUGCUGGCAAGUGUGACCCACUAUGGUUCUGAGAUCCCAGCUUCUCUUAACCAGGGGCUCUCACUCCUGCUCCAUGAGCUCUUAUGCCAGAAUCCCCUCCAGCGUCUGCGUUACUUGCAUCACUUCCAGGUCCACCCUUUCUUUCGGGGUGUGGCCUUUGACCCAGAGCUCCUACAGAAGCAGCCAGUGAACUUUGUCAUGAAGGCGCAAGCUACUCAGCCCAGUCCAUCGGAGUCCAUGAUUUUCAAGGAUUUUGACUGUAACCUGGAGUCCUACCUGGUCCAUCCCAGCCUUGCUUGAGCCCCUCUACUAUAGAUUUGAGCCCAUCUGGGAACCUGAGGAUUUCUUCCACUGCCAACUCAGUACGACCACUUUGAUGAUCUGGUUUGUUUUCAAUCCGUAGCCUCUUACCAUUCUGUUACACUUUUUGGACCAGAGUUCAAAUCUUGGGCAUGCUGCUAUUGGCAGCCACAAUUCCUGACCCCUCCCACCCUCUAAUACAACCCACCUCUCAAUUCAACAUCUCAUAUCAGAGUGUCAACCUUUUCCUUUGCUUCAUUUCUUCAAAGCUCAUACCUGAAGUUUUCAGCCAGAGGCUUAUUCUACUUUUCCUGUUCCUUCCCUCUGCCAUAUUUCCUUUCAUUAUUUAUUCGAGAGGGGAGGGGCACAAGGAG
Messenger RNA from Enhydra lutris kenyoni (northern sea otter), 1985 nucleotides. RefSeq lists its product as uncharacterized. The record is from RefSeq and is a predicted model, not a curated record. Lineage: Eukaryota; Metazoa; Chordata; Mammalia; Carnivora; Mustelidae. Gene Ontology annotation, molecular function: ATP binding; protein kinase activity. Gene Ontology annotation, biological process: protein phosphorylation. The coding region runs from base 397 to 1611 and encodes 404 amino acids. The transcript has 12 exons.